Platichthys flesus (European flounder) is the source of this 492-nucleotide messenger RNA. Its product is annotated as transmembrane protein 272-like. Lineage: Eukaryota; Metazoa; Chordata; Actinopteri; Pleuronectiformes; Pleuronectidae. The record is from RefSeq and is a predicted model, not a curated record. The transcript is spliced from 3 exons. Bases 1 to 492 code for a protein of 163 amino acids.
AUGACAAUUUACUUUCUUCUUUCAGGAUUUCCAAAGUUGUUUGGUUGCGCCAUUCCUGUUGCUAAGAUCGCAAUUGGGUCUGUGUAUCUGGACGACUGUCCGGUGCAGCCCUACAUCCCCAUCUACUUGAUCGUGUCGGGGGUUAUCGGCCUGAUGCUGGCGCUGCUCACCUUUAUGCCCUUCUCCCAGAAGCCAGAGGACGGCACCAGCAACCCCAUCAAUCGAGUCUGCAUCACGUGGGACUCGCUGUUGCGCUGCUUCCUCUGCUGCUGGUUCAUUGCCGGCAAUGUGUGGAUCUACUCUAUUUACCAGCCGGAAUACACCAAGAACUCAACGAUUGUGGACGUUUACUGUGACAAGACGCUCUACCUGUUCGCCUUCUGGAUCACCACUCUGGCCUACAUCCUCUUCGGCGUGAUCCUGCUGAGCAGCUGCUGUGUCAUGGUCUGCCUCUUCUUGAGUGGCCAAGCCGACGCCGACGAAAACAUCUAG